Messenger RNA from Penicillium brevicompactum, 1917 nucleotides. RefSeq names its product UDP-glucose dehydrogenase (gene ugd1). Bases 1 to 1917 code for a protein of 638 amino acids. The record is from RefSeq and is a predicted model, not a curated record. Lineage: Eukaryota; Fungi; Ascomycota; Eurotiomycetes; Eurotiales; Aspergillaceae. Gene Ontology annotation, molecular function: UDP-glucose 6-dehydrogenase activity; NAD binding. The transcript has 3 exons. Gene Ontology annotation, cellular component: cytosol; nucleus. Gene Ontology annotation, biological process: polysaccharide biosynthetic process; glycosaminoglycan biosynthetic process.
AUGUCUUCCCUUACCAGCCCGGAGCUUGACUCUGAGACUAUCCUCUCAACUGAGUCCACUGUACCCACAACCCCAGAAGGAAGUCUUAAUGGCGGCACAGACAAAUCCGAUGCCAAUUCACCUGGCACAAAGACUACUGGAGAUGAAAGUGACUUGGAUACCUCGAUAUUUGCGCGACCGGUGCGCAGCAUUUGUUGCGUCGGGGCCGGAUAUGUCGGUGGACCAACCGCUGCCGUGCUUGCAUUGAAAAACCCCCACAUUCGAGUCACCGUCGUAGACAAAGAUGAGCGGCGCAUUCGACGAUGGAACUCCCGACACUUGCCUAUCUACGAGCCCGGUCUCGCAGAAAUCGUCCGGAUCUCACGAGAUGGGCUGUCACAAGCUCCAGAAAACACAGUGCCAUCUUCCAACGAUGACUCCGAACAUGUCAACUCACAAUCGUCGCCUGCCUCAACCUUCCGGGCACCGAAUCUGUUUUUCUCAGCGAACGUGGCAGAGUGUAUUCGGGAAUCCGAUAUUGUCAUAAUUGCGGUGAACACGCCAACCAAGAUGCGUGGAUCUGGUGCCGGUAGCGCAACAGAUAUGACAGCAUUCGAGGCCGUGGCCGCAGAUGUUGUACAACACGCCCGAAGUGGUGCGAUCAUUGUGGAGAAAUCCACAGUCCCUUGCAGAACGGCUCAGAUGAUACAGGAAAUGAUUGGUGUUCGUCGACGUAAAGCACAUUUCGAGAUUCUGUCCAACCCGGAAUUUCUGGCAGCCGGUACCGCCAUACAAGACCUCUUGCACCCGGACCGAGUGAUUAUCGGCUCGUCAACCACCAAGGAUGGUCAAGUCGCAGCGGAAACACUGGCUGGGGUGUAUGCUGGAUUCGUUGACCGAUCUCGCAUCAUCACUACUAACAUCUGGUCAUCUGAGCUGGCGAAGCUUGUGGCAAACUCAAUGCUUGCCCAGCGACUAAGUAGUAUCAACAGUAUUUCGGCGAUUUGCGAAGCCACUGGAGCCGAGAUCAAUGAGGUCUCUGCAUCUAUCGGCAUGGACUCCCGCGUGGGCGACAAAUUCCUCCGUGCUGGAAUCGGAUUCGGCGGCAGCUGUUUCAAGAAGGAUGUCCUCAGUCUCGUUUACCUUGCGGAGUCUCUGGGUCUCAAGGAAGUUGGAGCCUAUUGGCGCCAGGUCGUGACUAUGAAUGAGUACCAGCGUGACCGAUUUACCAGUCGUGUCAUCAAGUGCCUCAACAACACACUGGUUGGUAAGAAGAUCACUUUACUGGGCUACGCUUUCAAGAAGAACACAUCAGACACUCGUGAAGCACCUGCUCUUGAAAUUAUCAAGACUUUGCUUGAUGAGAACCCCGGCGAGAUUGCUAUCUUUGACCCCUGCUGCAAUCCUUACGUGAUUGAAAGCGAGAUCCGUCAGCUACAUGGAUAUGGUCCUCCAGCUUUGAGAGAUGAUGGCGGAGCAGUCAAAGUCUAUCACAAUGCAUACGAAGCAUGUGAAUCAUCGAAUGCAAUUCUGAUUGUGACCGAGUUUGACGAAUUCCGAAACACUGAGUCUGCCGUUGUCGCUCCUCCGCAAGAGCAACAAAAUGAACCUUCAAAGGAUUUGCAAGAGGGUAUUGUUUCAAACAUCGGUGGCAUGAAAGAUAGUGCUUCCCUGGUCUACCUCCAAGAAAGGCUCAAUGACGAGCCUAACUGCGCUGCUGACUGCCCGGAUUGCCAACGCGAGAACGGCAAGGAGAUCACAGAUCGCAAGCUCAGCGACGCUCUUCCCAAGCAGCAGGUCGACUGGGAGAGUAUUGCAGAAAGCAUGAGUACGCCGAAAUGGCUCUUUGAUGGACGAUGCAUCAUCGAUAUUAAGAAGAUGACCAAAUUGGGAAUUCGUGUUGAAAGUAUUGGUUCAGCUGGUGAUGUUUGUUUAUGA